Xylaria bambusicola is the source of this 3364-nucleotide messenger RNA. RefSeq lists its product as uncharacterized. NCBI's taxonomy places the organism in Eukaryota, Fungi, Ascomycota, Sordariomycetes, Xylariales, Xylariaceae. Gene Ontology annotation, molecular function: ATP hydrolysis activity; ATP binding. Bases 467 to 2890 code for a protein of 807 amino acids. The transcript has a single exon. The record is from RefSeq and is a predicted model, not a curated record.
UCUAGUUUAAGAGCUGCUUGGAAUGCCUAACCUGGGGUGUUCAGGGGUUAGAGAUGAGUCAAGUCCUCUGCUUCUGCCUUGCGUCUGCCUUGGACCCCGCAUCAGAAAAGCGCCAUCGUUGAUAGGCAGACCAGACCGGUGCAAACUAGGGACUCAAGUUGACGAUGAAUUCGCUGACCGCUGAUUGCAGCCUAGCAGUCUGCCCUUAUGGGAAGACACGUAGCGCCUCAUUCGGUGGCCGAGACUAAGCUAACGGAUUCAAUGAGAUGGAAGAAGAUAUACAAAUAGCAUCGUCAUCUUGUCUGUUAACGAUAGCUUUGGCUUUCAGUUUUCCCAUUCUCAUCUAUUAUACCCCCCCAUUCACCCAAUAGUCCGCUCAGAGACCCUUUAGGUAUUGUAGGUUUAGCCUUUACGACGUCAUCAAUUCUUCCGCCGGCUGCCACAUUAUCUUCACCCAUCUUUGAUCAUGUCUAAGCCAACACUGGAACGCGCCGACUCCAUCGACAGUUUCGAGGAAGUCAACACCAAGAUCAUUAAGGCCUCUGACCCAGAGACCAAUGGCAUCCUCAGGGUCGACGGCAAAGUUCCGCCUGUCCUUCAUGUCCUGAAGUAUCUGAGCUUCAGUGACACUGUUGUCGAGUGCCGUCAGAGUCUCACACCCUUCAAGCACUUCCCUCAGUUCAAAGAUAAGGACUCAAUUGAUGAUGUUCAAAUUGGCGAAUACGGCGAGAGCGAUGACGAUAAACCGGUCCUCGAUAUUACUUACAAGAUUAGCAAGCCCAGCACUGACUAUAGACGGCGAGACCACGGCAACCCCAAUGAGAGGCCAAUCACAGCUGCUUUCGACCUGAAUGAUUACCGGUAUGACGACGGCGACGAUGAAGAUGAAUUCCAGGCUGCCGCUACAUCGGCCCCCAAGCCUGUCAUUACUAUGAACAUACACUCCAAGUACCUCAUUUCUGCUCUUCAGGCCGUCAUCAGCUACUAUCCGCGCGUGAAUCUCCAGGACGCCCCUGUCAGCAUCCCGGCCCCAUAUCGUUUGCUUUACCUCCAUCGGGCUGAGCUAGCCCACUUUCGCGACAACCAGCCCAAGUCGCAUAGCCCAGAGUAUUCUGAAAUUACUGCACGUCACAUCGAUGUCUUGCUCAACUUUCUUGCGGAGAACAUGGGCGAUGCCCUGGUUAAGGAAGAAACCUUACACAAGCUGGACCACCCUUCCGCGACCUUCGAUCUUUUCUGGCUCCUGUUGAAGCCAGGACAGAUCAUCUACGCCAAGCGUUAUGGCCUUUGGACACCGUAUGUUAUCAGCGCUGUCAGAGCCGGCUCAAGCAACAACUUCAAAUCAUACAAGGUCGACUGUUGGUACCUAGAGAGCAACGGUGUCGUCGUUAAACGAUAUGCGGAAACCUUCCGGGUACAGCCCUGGACUGGAGAGCAACCAAUCAGCAGCCUGCCUGUGAUCCCAGAGGCGUUCUGGGUUGAAAACAUGGCUGCUCAAGGGGGUAAGACCAUGAAGGAAAAGUGCAUCGAAGAGGGCCGACUCUACUGGGAGUUGCUCAAGAAACCAACCUACAUGGAAUACGAAGGGCAGCUUGUGAACCCCUCGUCUGGAAAUGGCCAAUGCGUUGGGGUCACAGGACAUUUCAGUGGACGCGUCAUCUGCGAUCCCGUCGGCUUCGACCGUUUCUACACCGCGUCGCCAGAUAUGAACGGUAGCAAUCGACCUAGUCUCAAUACAUCGCGAACGGGCUCACCUGCCCCGCCGCCUUUGGAUCAUCUCCCGCGCAGUCUACCUCGAUGUGGCUGCGAUGCAUGCGAAAAGAGCCGCGACCCUACACAAGGUAAUGAUGGUCCCUACGCUGAGUUCAGAGAGCUAGAUGCCACCAGCGACACCCCUCCAAGCAGUGAAGUGUUUUACCAUGUCCUAAGCAAGGUUAUGCCUGCUUUCGUCCCAAACAACCGCCGUUGGGCAUGUGUAAAUCUCGCCUACCUAAAGCCAAUCAAGCCCAACAGAGAUGCGUUCAAGGAGCUGGUGCUUGACGACGAGAUCAAGAUGACAGUCAAGGCCUUGAUUGGCAGGUUUGCCACCGACGUCGAGGGUCGCCUUCUCCCCUGGAAUACGGGCGUCGUGCAGAAUAAGGGCGAGGGCCGUAUCUUCCUGCUGCACGGUACUCCCGGUGUUGGUAAGACAUCCACAGCCGAGUGCAUUGCCGAAGCCACGAACCGACCUCUUAUUGCCAUCACGAGCGGCGACCUCGGCGUCGAUACGUACCGCGUCGAGGGGUCAUUGCAGUACUUCUUAGAACUUGGACAGCGCUACGGCGCACUACUACUCCUCGACGAGGCCGACGUGUACCUCGAGCGUCGCCGAUCCAAAGACAUCACUCGCAACGGACUUGUGAGCACCUUCUUGCGCGCGCUCGAAUACUACCGCGGUGUAUUAUUCCUCACAACCAAUCGUGUACAAGCCUUUGACAGCGCCUUCUUGAGUCGCAUCCAUGUGGCGCUGCACUACAAGAACCUACGCGACGAGGAUCGCGAGCGCAUUUGGUUGAACACAUUCGAACGUCUGCAUCGCGAGUCGAACGGUACCGUCCGCAUAUCGACGGCAGCUCGGAACGAGCUGCUGGGAAGCACGGACGGUAAUGAUAUGAGCAAUCGGAUCCGCGCGCUCAAGUGGAAUGGUCGUGAGAUACGCAAUGCCAUGCAGAUGAUGCUGGCGAUGGCGGAGUCGGAGGCGCGCGAGGAGGGCAUCAAGGUGGUGACUGUGAGCCAGAAGCAUGUUUCGGCUGUGGUCAACUUGAGCGGCGAUUUCCGAGCCUAUCUCAAGAAGACGACGCCGGUUGAAGGAAUCCUGGAUGUAGAGGUCGAAGGUGAUGACUCCGACUAAGAGGGUAAUAACCAGUUCGUAUGAGGCGGUUAUCCUCAUUUAUGUAAUUUGGUUAUCCUCGUUUAUGUAAAUUCAGCAAGCGAAUAAUAUCCAAAGACUUGGCAAGUACACGCCACAAUGAUCUUCUCGACGUGAAGGUAACAUUGAUGUUGCAUGUUUGGUGAUGUUACCUGUCACUGCAUUAGAACAGGACCCCCUUGGCCUUAUAGAUACCAGUAAUAUCCCAAUCUUGGGGCCUCGUUCGAUCCAUCCAAAGCAUGUAAUCCUCUUCCCCCCAUUGUACUUGUAUCUUAGCAUAUCCCCAAUAAUCCGGAUACCAACCAGCAGAUUCCCAGUCUAUCAACCCGAUUAUCUUGGCGGAUCUGUCUACCAGAUCAGCAUGCGUAAACGUAGACUUAUCCGAGCGUAGAAGAUAACUCCUUAAAUCUUCACCGUGCGAAGUGCAAAUAGCGUUCGUGUAUGCGCCCCCUGGCC